UGCGCUCCCCCUCCCGGCUGGACUGGAGCGGUGGCGGCUGCGAUGCUGCCGAGCGGAGCGAAGAUGGCGGCGGCCGAGGGCGGCUCGGGCUCCCGGUGCCCGCUGCUCUGAGGGGGGUUGGGCAGCGCGGCUGCGGAGCAGGGGGAAGGGCCCCGGCUCCUGCCUUUACCCGAGCGAGGCGGCGGCGCGGAGUUGUGGAGUGGAAUGCCAUGGCCAGUUCCUCAGACAGUGAAGAUGACAGUUUCAUGGCUGUGGACCCAGAAGAAGCAGUGGUGGAAGGCCCAAUGGAGCAAGACGAUGAGCCACAUGCUGAGCUGGAGGUUGAGGAGACCAGGCAUAACCGAUCGAUGUUGGAGCUGCCAGAAGAGGUUUUAGAAUACAUCCUGUCCUUCCUCUCACCAUACCAGGAGCACAAAACCGCUGCCCUUGUCUGCAAACAGUGGUAUCGCCUCAUCAAAGGUGUGGCACAUCAGUGUUAUCAUGGCUUUAUCAAGGCGGUCCAAGAAGGAAAUAUUCAGUGGGAGAGUCGCACGUAUCCCUAUCCUGGAACCCCAAUCACACAGCGCUUCUCACACAGUGCGUGUUACUAUGAUGCUAAUCAGUCAAUGUAUGUGUUUGGUGGCUGCACCCAGAGCAGUUGCAAUGCUGCAUUCAAUGACCUCUGGAGACUUGACCUCAACAGCAAAGAGUGGAUCCGGCCUCUGGCAUCAGGUUCUUAUCCGUCACCUAAGGCUGGGGCCACUUUAGUAGUGUAUAAGGACUUGCUUGUGCUGUUUGGUGGGUGGACGCGGCCAAGCCCCUACCCUCUGCACCAGCCGGAGAGGUUCUUUGAUGAAAUACAUACCUACUCGCCUUCCAAAAAUUGGUGGAACUGCAUAGUGACAACGCACGGCCCCCCUCCCAUGGCAGGCCAUUCCUCUUGUGUAAUAGACGACAAAAUGAUUGUCUUCGGAGGUUCCCUAGGAUCUCGGCAAAUGAGUAAUGAUGUCUGGGUUCUAGAUCUCGAGCAGUGGGCUUGGUCCAAGCCAAAUAUCUCUGGGCCAACCCCUCACCCGCGUGGUGGCCAAUCUCAGAUCAUAAUAGAUGAUGAAACCAUUUUAAUCCUUGGUGGUUGUGGAGGUCCAAAUGCACUGUUUAAGGAUGCCUGGUUACUGCACAUGCGCACCAGCCCCUGGACAUGGCAGCCAUUGAAAGUGGAAAACGAAGACCAUGGAGCCCCUGAACUAUGGUGUCAUCCCGCGUGCAGGGUGGGACAGUGUGUUGUGGUCUUCAGCCAGGCUCCCAGUGGGAGAGCUCCACUCAGCCCCAGCUUGAACUCUCGCCCGUCUCCUAUCAGUGCCACGCCGCCAGCCCUGGUUCCUGAAACACGGGAAUACCGCUCUCAGUCUCCAGUCAGGAACGCCGACGAAGCUCCUUGUGUGAAUGGCCGCUGGGGCACCCUGAGACCCAGAGCACAAAGACAGACACCGUCAGGCUCCCGGGAAGGGAGCCUGUCCCCAUCCAGAGGAGAUGGGUCACCUGUACUGAAUGGCGGGAGUUUAUCCCCUGGAGCCGCAGCAGCGGGAGGUGCCUCAUUGGACAGUCCUGUACUGGCCAUAUCGCCCAGCACGCCUUCUGCUGCUGAAGGAUAUGACCUGAAAAUUGGACUUUCCCUGGCGCCGAGACGAGGAUCGCUACCAGAUCAGAAAGAUCUACGCUUAGGGUCUGUAGAUUUGAAUUGGGAUCAGAAAUCAGGUUCCGUUAGCUGUCAAAUGGAUGCUGUGGACAAUAGGACAGUUGGUGGAAGCAUGAGAAAUCCCCCAGAGCAGACCAAUGGAAUCCAUACCCCACCUCAUGUCACUAGCUCCCUUCCAGGGGCGGUGUCGCCAGGUGCACUCCGCAGAAGCCUGGAGGCUGUCAAGGCCCUGUCUUCCAAAGGGGCAUCUGGUUCAGCAGCAUUAAGUCCUCCUUUGGUGUCUUCACCAGGAUCUCCUGGUAGCCAGAGUGGGAGCAGUGCCGAGGUGGCACCAGCACCACGCCCAGGCUCUGCCCAAGGGGACGGCCACUCCUUACCUCCGAUCGCUCGUCGCUUGGGCCACCAUCCACCGCAGUCUCUGAAUGUCGGCAAGCCUUUGUAUCAAAGCAUGAACUGCAAACCCAUGCAGAUGUAUGUGCUAGACAUUAAAGACACCAAGGAGAAAGGGCAAGUCAAAUGGAAAAUGUUUAAUAGCAGUUCCGUGGUGGGGCCACCAGAGACCAGCCUACACACCGUUGUGCAAGGCAGGGGGGAACUGAUCAUAUUCGGUGGCCUCAUGGACAAGAAACAGAACGUGAAGUACUAUCCCAAAACAAAUGCCUUGUACUUUGUGCGAGCAAAAAGAUAAUGAGGCAAAAGCUGGUCGACCCCUGCCCUUCCUGCCCCACCCCCUUUCCGUGGCUUUCUUUUUUUAACCCUUCCUCUGUCACGCAGGCAUUUAAACUGUGAACUAGGGAACGACAAACCAAUAAAAUCCAAACACAAUUGCAGCGCUGCCCUCCAGCUUCCAGUCUAUGAUCCUGGCUCUGGGCUUGGUUCAGAAAGUCCUAUUUAAAAAAAAAAAA
Messenger RNA from Mauremys reevesii (Reeves's turtle), 2580 nucleotides. It is a transcript of the gene FBXO42, whose product is annotated as F-box protein 42. The transcript has 10 exons. Lineage: Eukaryota; Metazoa; Chordata; Testudines; Geoemydidae. The record is from RefSeq and is a predicted model, not a curated record. The coding region runs from base 210 to 2363 and encodes 717 amino acids. Gene Ontology annotation, molecular function: protein binding.